GUGGUGCUGCCAUUUUUUAUCUACUUCGUGUUUUAAUUUGUUUAAAAUUAUUUAUGUGAAUAAAUUCAUAUGCAUAUAAAUAAUUAAAAAAAACCCAACUUUCUAAAUUAUUAUCCGUCAUUAUUUCAAAAAUUAAUGGAGGCAUUUGUGUUGACCGAACUGCAUCAGCUGCAUUUAAAAUUUUGACAUUUGCCACAUUGACUUGUCCAAUUGCCAAUUGCUGGAGUGAAAAUAUUUAGAACGUGUAUUAAUUUCAUCAGCUUUUCCACAAAUUUUAAUCAAUUAUAAAGAUGACGGAUCAAGAAUUGCUGACACAAUUCCAGUCGCUCGGCAUGAGCGAACAAAAGGCUAAAGAAACACUAAAGAAUGCAAAUGUGACAAAAAAUCUGCAACUGGCACUAGCUGAAGUGAAAGGUGCUUCACUCGGCGAAGGUGUUGGCAUGUUGCUUUAUCACAUGGCUAGUAAAAUUAAGCCGCAAAUCGCUCAUGAAUUGCCAUUACUCACCCGAUACAUUGUUGACCGCAAAUUAGAUACCACUCUGAGAGUGGAGGCAGCACUUGAAUAUGUUUUGAAAAAUGUGCAAAAAAAAGGAGCAACUGUUAAUCUGAAAGAAUUUGAGGACUUUUGUGGUGUAGGUGUGGUUGUCACUCCGGAAGAGAUCGAGCGCGUAGUGCAAGCACAAAUAAAAACGUAUAAAGAUGCUCUGCUGGAACAGCGUUAUCACUUCAAUUCAUUUAAAAUUAUGCAAGAAGUACGUGCACAGCUAAAAUGGGCUAAUGCAAAGUCUGUCAAGGCCGCAAUAGAUGUAGAAAUUUUCGAUUUGCUUGGUCCAAAGACUGAAGACGAUUUGAAACCACCACCGAAAACUGAAAAGAAGAAAGAAAAAACAAAUACGUCCACAGUGACGAAGCCUAACAAUGGACAGACAUCGAAUGCGGCCAAUGCUAAUAGUGAAAACAGUGAUGGCGCGAAUACAAUUGCUGAAUUAAUGAAGACAAAAGUACAUUUUCAUGCACCCGGCGAAAAUUAUAAAACUGAUGGUUAUGUGGUAACUGAUCACACCGAACAACUUUUAAAAGAACAUCUAAGGCAGACAGGUGGCCGCGUACAAACUCGUUUUCCACCUGAACCAAACGGUAUUCUUCAUAUUGGCCACGCAAAAGCCAUUAAUAUCAAUUUCGGUUAUGCAGCUUCGCAAGGUGGUAUUUGCUAUCUACGUUACGAUGAUACAAAUCCAGAAAAAGAAGAAGAGAAAUUCUUUGUCGGCAUACGCGACAUGGUCGAAUGGCUGGGGUAUAAGCCUUACAAAGUGACCCACUCUUCAGACAACUUCCAACAACUCUACGAUUGGGCUGUUGUACUUAUACGCAAAGGUUUGGCGUAUGUGUGCCACCAAACGGCAGAUGAAAUGAAAGGUUUUAACCCAAAGCCUAGUUCAUGGCGUGAACGUCCUAUUGAAGAAUCAUUGCAGUUGUUUGAAGAUAUGAAAAAUGGAAAAAUUGAUGAAGGCGCAGCAACACUACGUUUAAAACUAACGCUAGAAGAGGGUAAAAUGGAUCCAGUGGCUUAUCGUAUUAAAUUUAUACCGCAUCACCGUACUGGCAAUGACUGGUGCAUUUAUCCUACGUAUGACUACACUCACUGCCUAUGUGAUUCCAUCGAAAAUAUUACUCAUUCACUUUGUACCAAGGAAUUCCAAUCACGACGUUCUUCUUAUUAUUGGCUGUGUAACGCACUGGAUAUAUAUUGUCCAGUUCAAUGGGAGUACGGACGCCUUAACAUGAACUACGCCCUUGUAUCAAAACGCAAAAUAGCUAAGCUCAUUACUGAACGUAUCGUAAAUGAUUGGGAUGAUCCACGUCUAUUCACCCUAACUGCACUACGUCGUCGUGGCUUUCCCGCGGAAGCGAUCAAUAACUUUUGUGCUCAAAUGGGCGUCACAGGCGCUCAGAUAUCAGUUGAUCCUAGUAUGCUGGAGGCCGCGGUGCGAGAUGUACUUAAUAUAAGUGCACCGCGCAGACUUGUGGUUCUGGAGCCACUUAAAAUAACUCUAACGAAUUUCCCACAUGAAAAGCCGGUCGAAAUAGAGGUACCGAACUUCCCGCAAAACCCUGAAUUAGGUAACCACAAGAUUGUGUUAGAUCGUGUAAUUUACAUAGAAAAAAGUGAUUUUAAGGAGGAAACGGAAAAGGGAUACCGUCGUCUGUCCUUAAAUCAAACUGUUGGGCUGAGACACGCCGGUUUGGUUAUAUCCGUUAAGGAGGUAAAGAGAGAUCCACAAACUGGAGCUGUGAUUGAACUUGUUUGCGAUUGCAAAUCUGCAGAACAAGUAGACAAACCGAAAGCUUUUAUACAAUGGGUUUCUCAGCCUAUUAAAUUGGAAGUAAGGCUCUACGAACUUCUCUUUAAACACAAAAACCCAGAAGACACUAAUGAAGUACCCGGUGGGUUCCUUUCUGACAUCAAUCAAGAUUCCUUGACCGUAGUGGAAGCAUACGCUGAUCGGGCAUUGUCCAACGUAAAGGUGUACGACAAUUUCCAAUUUGAACGAAUUGGAUUCUUCUCGGUGGAUCCUGAUACUGUUAAAGACCACAUUGUUUUCAAUCGCACAGUGGGAUUGAAGGAGGAUGCUGGCAAGAAAUGAUAAAUAAUGUUAAUAAACUGUCUUCAAUAAAAUCGUGAUGCUCACCAAAAAAUUAAGGGGCUUGAUAACUUAUAAAA
Zeugodacus cucurbitae (melon fly) is the source of this 2722-nucleotide messenger RNA. RefSeq names its product probable glutamine--tRNA ligase (gene GlnRS). The record is from RefSeq and is a predicted model, not a curated record. The transcript has 4 exons. Gene Ontology annotation, cellular component: cytosol; aminoacyl-tRNA synthetase multienzyme complex; cytoplasm. Gene Ontology annotation, molecular function: ATP binding; glutamine-tRNA ligase activity. Bases 291 to 2645 code for a protein of 784 amino acids. NCBI's taxonomy places the organism in Eukaryota, Metazoa, Arthropoda, Insecta, Diptera, Tephritidae. Gene Ontology annotation, biological process: glutaminyl-tRNA aminoacylation; translation.